AUGGAUGUUUUUGAGCAAAUCGACGACGCAGCGAUUGAAGAGGACUGGCAGGCACUGAACUAUAUUAAACCUGAUCAGAGAAAGGACAGAGUUGUAAAAGAGAGACCUGACAAUUUUAAUACAUGGGAUGAUAGGGAGUUUUGGAAAAGAUUUCGCCUGACAAAACACACUGUAGAGCUAUUGCUUUCAUCAAUUCAGGACAAAAUUGAACACAGUACAGAAAGGUAA
Messenger RNA from Danaus chrysippus (African queen), 228 nucleotides. NCBI's taxonomy places the organism in Eukaryota, Metazoa, Arthropoda, Insecta, Lepidoptera, Nymphalidae. The record is from the annotation of a GenBank genome assembly.